AUGCGGGGAGGAGAUGGUGGAGAAGAAGGGGCCGAGGUGCAUGGAGAAACGCACCUGGAGAAAGCGCCCAGUUGUCAGAAAGUCUCCGAGGCUACAGUAAUUUUGCCAAAGCAGCAUAAGGAGGAGGAGGACCGGAAGUCAUUCGCAGCAGCAGAUGUAGCUGGUAUAGACUUUUGUAGUAGUAAUGGAAUUGCAAGAAAUCAGGUGACAAAUCUAAUAGGGUAUGUUUCUGUCCUGUCAAAGGAAAUUCAACACAUCGAACAUUUUUUUAUCAAACCAGAAUCCAAAGUGGCUCAGUUGGACACAUCUCAGUGGCCCCUGUUGUUGAAGAAUUUUGAUAAGCUAAAUGUAAGGACAACGCACUAUACACCUCUUCCUUCUGGUUCAAAUCCUCUGAAGAGGGAGAUUGCAGACUAUAUCAGGACAGGUUUCAUUAACCUCGACAAACCCUCCAACCCCUCUUCCCAUGAAGUGGUAGCCUGGAUCCGACGAAUACUUCGGGUUGAGAAGACAGGACACAGUGGUACUCUGGAUCCCAAGGUGACUGGCUGUCUAAUCGUGUGCAUAGAACGAGCCACUCGCUUGGUAAAGUCACAGCAGAGUGCGGGCAAAGAGUAUGUUGGAAUUGUCCAGCUGCACAAUGCUAUUGAAGGGGGGACCCAGCUUUCUAGGGCCCUAGAAACUCUGACGGGUGCCCUCUUCCAGCGACCCCCACUGAUUGCUGCAGUAAAGAGGCAACUCCGAGUCCGGACCAUCUAUGAGAGCAAGAUGAUAGAGUAUGAUCCUGAAAGAAGAUUAGGAAUCUUCUGGGUGAGUUGUGAGGCUGGCACCUACAUUCGGACACUGUGUGUGCACCUUGGUUUGUUAUUGGGAGUUGGAGGUCAGAUGCAGGAACUUCGGAGGGUUCGUUCUGGAGUUAUGAGUGAAAAGGACCACAUGGUGACUAUGCAUGAUGUGCUAGAUGCUCAGUGGCUAUAUGAUAAUCACAAGGACGAGAGUUAUCUGCGGCAAGUUAUUUACCCUUUGGAAAAGCUGCUGACAUCUCAUAAACGGCUGGUGAUGAAAGACAGUGCAGUGAAUGCCAUCUGCUAUGGAGCAAAGAUUAUGCUUCCAGGUGUUCUUCGAUAUGAAGAUGGCAUUGAAGUCAAUCAGGAGAUCGUGGUCAUCACCACUAAAGGGGAAGCCAUCUGUAUGGCUAUUGCAUUAAUGACCACAGCAGUAAUCUCUACCUGUGACCAUGGUAUAGUGGCUAAGAUCAAGAGAGUGAUCAUGGAGAGAGACACGUACCCACGGAAGUGGGGUUUAGGUCCAAAGGCAAGUCAGAAGAAGAUGAUGAUCAAGCAGGGCCUUCUGGAUAAGCACGGCAAGCCCACGGACAGCACACCUACUGCUUGGGUGCAGGAGUAUGUUGACUACAGUGCUUCUGCAAAGAAAGAAGGGCUUGCUGAAGCAGUAAAAGCCCCACAGGUAGUCGCUGAAGCAGUGAAAGCACCAAAGCGGAAGCGAGAGAGUGACAGUGAGAACGAUGAGCUCUCUCCAGCUGUCCCACAAGUGAGCAAGAAGGAAAAGAAGAAGAAUAAAAAGGAGAAAAAGGCCAAAGCUGCUGUAGAGAGUGGGGGCGAGCCGGGAGAUGUGAGUAAUGAUACCACCAAAAAGAAGAAGAAGAAGAAAACAAAAGUGGUGGAAGUGGUUUCUGAGUAGUGAAAACUGCUUUAAGCACUUUUUUCCAGCUGGGAGGAGAAAUUAAAGCCUUAUUGAGAAACCAUCGAUCCUUUUGUCACUGAGAGAAGGGAACAUCGGCCCAAUUCAGCUGCCACCUGAGCUGUUGC
This is a messenger RNA of Choloepus didactylus (southern two-toed sloth), 1829 nucleotides long. RefSeq names its product H/ACA ribonucleoprotein complex subunit DKC1-like. Gene Ontology annotation, cellular component: box H/ACA snoRNP complex. Gene Ontology annotation, biological process: rRNA pseudouridine synthesis; snRNA pseudouridine synthesis; box H/ACA sno(s)RNA 3'-end processing. The record is from RefSeq and is a predicted model, not a curated record. The transcript is spliced from 15 exons. Bases 1 to 1701 code for a protein of 566 amino acids. Gene Ontology annotation, molecular function: pseudouridine synthase activity; RNA binding. NCBI's taxonomy places the organism in Eukaryota, Metazoa, Chordata, Mammalia, Pilosa, Megalonychidae.